Daphnia pulex (common water flea) is the source of this 1510-nucleotide messenger RNA. RefSeq names its product mRNA-capping enzyme-like. Lineage: Eukaryota; Metazoa; Arthropoda; Branchiopoda; Diplostraca; Daphniidae. Bases 158 to 1324 code for a protein of 388 amino acids. The transcript is spliced from 6 exons. Gene Ontology annotation, biological process: 7-methylguanosine mRNA capping. Gene Ontology annotation, molecular function: ATP binding; mRNA guanylyltransferase activity. The record is from RefSeq and is a predicted model, not a curated record.
GCCAUAGCUUUUCGUCAGUGGAAUUUCAAACUCCCAAUGGAGAGGUUGUGUCUUAAAAGUCGUCUGGAAAAUUACUCAAAGUGACCACAAGUCAAGUCAAGAAUUUUGUCGAUUAAAGUGUGAUCAGAUCACUUAAUCUGAGUGGAAAUUUUCAAAGAUGGAAUUCCAGCUGGAAUCAAAUUUGCUACGUGAUGGAAGUGGACAGAAUAAGGCACCACCGAGCGGGACGUUCCGUCGAAUCAAACCGGACACCAAAUUUCUGGAGGGGGAAGAAGUGGAAGGUGUGCAUCUUUUGACGGACUAUGAUCUGGUCCGUGAAUUGCAAGUGCGUUUGGGCAAAUUUAUUCCCAAAGGAAAAAAGGAUUUCUUUUCGGCAAUGUGGCCCGUCUCCUUGUCGACGGAUAACGUCCAUUUGCUGGCAUCCGAGCCUUAUGUAGUGGCUCCCAAGCCUACUGGACCACGCUUCUUUCUCUACGCCGAUCCUUCCGGCGAUAUAUUUUUGGAAAAUAUGACGCAGCACAUCUUCCGUGUCGACGAGGAUCACGCCAUCAAGAUGGAAUCGUUCGACGGUCGCCCCAUCACCGACACCCUUCUAGAUGGCAUCGUAACAAGAGAAAAAUUAAACGGUGCUGACGCCAGUUGCGAUGGAAACGGAGAAGAUGGAACUACUGGGAAAUUGACUUUCGUCAUGUGUGACGCUAUAAGAUGCAAUGGAAAGGAUCUGACCAGCUCGAGCAUUCUCCAACGUAUCGCAUGCGUCAGGGAUGAAAUAAUGAAACCGCGAAUGUUUGCCAUGAAAAACCGGAUGAGAUCCGACGACAAAGAGGCGUUUGAUUUGGAUAUUGUCGAGUACCACGAAGCCCAUCAGGCGGAAAAUUAUUUGUCUCGUGAAUUUGUUGAACGUUACAAAUAUCCAUUUCGUUCGCUUGUAUUUUUCCCUCGAAAAAAGCUCUACCGCAGCUUUACUAAUAAGGACAGCUUUCAGUGGCAAGAAGGGGAUAUUCAGGAGUGCAGCUUCCGUCUCAAAAUUCCAAAAGAAGUUAAAGAGCCCAAAGCAGGUCAACUUUAUGUAGGGGGCGGGGGCCCACAUGUGCAAGAAAUAGUUCACGGCCAAAUUGCGUUGACGGAGGAAAUUAAAAAAUUGGACGGCUGCAUCAUUGAUUGCCGCUACUUUGAUCACCAAUGGCUAUUCAUCAAGCAGCGCCAUGACCGCAAUUAUCCCAAUGGAAGGCGUUCAGUUAUGGGAAAACUGGCUGCGUUGGAAAAAGCGGUAUCUCGUGAUCUUCUGUUAACAAAUCUGGAGCAGUCAAAAGGAUUAAAUUAAAGUUGCUUUCCAGGUUUUAUCUUACCUUGUUUGUUUCGAACAAUUCGAGACUAUUAAUUUAUCCAGAACAUUUGCAAUAUUUUACCCUACUCUACCCGGAAAGUGUACCGUUUUAUAAUUGUAAUUUGUCCCAUUUUUGAAAAAUAAUAACGCGAUAACCAAGAAUAUUGCCUUAUUCUUGUAUAU